AUGGCUGCGCCAGAAGUCCACCAUCUCUUCCACAAUCCCAUCGCGGACCACUCCUUCUUCCCGGAUCGCAAGACGCUCGCGAUCGCAAGGGACUCAACCGUCGAGCUCUAUGGCAAGGUUGGCAAUGCAUUCAAACUCAAGGACGAGCUCAAGGGCCAUGACAAGACCGUCACAAGUGUCGAUGUAUGCCCAGUUUCCGGCCGAAUUGUAUCGUGCUCUCAAGACCGUAACGCUCUGGUCUGGGAACCUUCACCACAAGGCUACAAGCCAACUCUAGUACUUCUCCGAAUCAGCCGAGCUGCAACAUUUGUGCGCUGGUCGCCCUCCGAAACCAAGUUCGCUGUCGGCUCCGGUGAUCGCGUGAUUGCCGUCUGCUACUUCGAAGAGGAGAAUGACUGGUGGGUCUCGAAGCAUUUGAAGAAGCCCAUCCGGAGUACGAUUACGUCUGUUGCAUGGCACCCUAACUCGGUGCUUCUUGCAGCUGGUUCGACCGAUGCGCAUGCCCGGGUUUUCUCCAGCUUCAUCAAGGGUGUCGACCAGCGACCUGAGCCCGGCGUUUGGGGCGAGAGGUUGCCCUUCAACACCGUCUGUGGCGAGUACCUCAAUAACUCUGCUGGAUGGGUACACUCUGUAGCUUUCUCUCCUAGCGGAGAUGCCCUCGCAUUUGCUGCGCACGACAGCAGCAUUACUGUGGUGUAUCCGAGUGCCCCAGAACAACCACCAAGAGCCAUUGUCAGCAUCACGACUCAGCUGCUGCCUUUCAUGAGCAUAUUCUGGAGCAAUGAGACUGAAAUCAUUGCCGCUGGCUAUGAUUGUGAAGCUUUCCGCUUCAAAGGCGAUGAAGGCGGCUGGCAGCUUGCAGGCACUCUAGAAUCGAAGGGAAGGCCCGGCCUAGGCGAUGCCAGAGAGGAGUCGGCUUUGAAUAUGUUUAGGCAAAUGGAUCUAAAGGGUAAGGUAAAGGAUGAUACGAAACUUCAGACAGUCCACCAAAACACCAUUUCAACCAUUCGGCCUUAUGAGACAUCUGGCUCUCAAGUCACAAAGUUCAGCUCAACCGGCGUUGAUGGCAGAGUUGUCAUCUGGCAUACUUAG
Molecule: messenger RNA, 1092 nt
Organism: Phaeoacremonium minimum UCRPA7
Lineage: Eukaryota; Fungi; Ascomycota; Sordariomycetes; Togniniales; Togniniaceae
Product: putative arp2 3 actin-organizing complex subunit sop2 protein
Exons: 3
Coding region: 1-1092 (363 amino acids)
Biological process (GO): Arp2/3 complex-mediated actin nucleation
Cellular component (GO): actin cytoskeleton; Arp2/3 protein complex
Molecular function (GO): actin filament binding
Source: RefSeq, a predicted model, not a curated record